GGGGCGGCCGGGCGGAGCUCGGGCGGAGCGGAACGGCCGCGGUGGCGUCGGCGGUCGGCAGGACUCUUUGGGUGCGUGGUGCGGAGGGAUACGUCGGUCGGGCGUUGGGCCGGCCCGGCAUCAUGGCCUCGGAGCUGGAGAGCCUCAACCCCGGGCAGCGCAUCAUGACCUUCCACCCCACCAUGGAGGAGUUCCGCGACUUCAGCCGCUACAUCGCCUACGUGGAGUCGCAGGGCGCCCACCGCGCCGGGCUGGCCAAGAUCGUGCCGCCCAAGGAGUGGAAGCCGCGGCAGUGCUACGAUGACAUCGACGAGCUCGUCAUCCCCGCGCCCAUCCAGCAGGUGGUGACGGGGCAGUCCGGGCUUUUCACGCAGUACAACAUCCAGAAGAAGGCUAUGACGGUCCGCGAGUUCCGCAGGAUCGCCAACAGCGACAAGUACUGCACACCCCGGUACACAGACUUUGAAGACCUUGAACGAAAAUACUGGAAGAACCUUACAUUCAAUGCCCCCAUCUACGGGGCUGACGUUAAUGGCACGCUCUACGACAAGCAUGUAGAUGCGUGGAAUAUUGGCAGAUUGAACACAAUCCUGGAUAUUGUGGAGAAUGAAAGUGGCAUAACCAUUGAAGGAGUGAAUACUCCUUACCUAUAUUUUGGUAUGUGGAAAACUUCCUUUGCUUGGCACACUGAGGACAUGGAUCUCUACAGUAUUAAUUACUUGCAUUUUGGGGAACCCAAGUCAUGGUACUCCAUCCCUCCAGAGCAUGGGAAGCGGCUGGAGAGACUUGCAAAAGGCUUUUUCCCAGGAAGUGCCCAAAGCUGUGAAGCAUUUCUCCGUCACAAGAUGACUCUCAUCUCUCCAUCAAUUCUGAAGAAAUAUGGAAUUCCAUUUGAUAAGGUGACACAGGAGGCUGGAGAGUUCAUGAUAACCUUUCCUUAUAGCUAUCAUGCUGGAUUUAACCAUGGCUUUAACUGUGCUGAAUCUACCAACUUUGCUACUCUUCGGUGGAUUGAGUACGGGAAGCAGUCAGUGCUGUGCUCAUGUCGGAAGGACAUGGUGAAGAUCUCCAUGGAUGUGUUUGUGAGGAAGUACCAGCCAGAUCGUUACAAGCUUUGGAAAGCUGGGAAGGAUGUGACAGUCAUUGACCAUGCUCUUCCAACCCCAGAGGCAGCAGAGUUCCUUAAAGGGGAUCUCAUGCAAAGAGUCAAGAAUGGGAAACAGUGUGCUGAGGAGAUGGAAACAGAGACGUGUAAAGAGAAGGUGGAUGGGGAUGAGACAAAAAGCAUCCCCAAGCACCGCAUAGGAACAAAAAGGCACAGGGUGUGCCUGGAAGUGCCUCAGGAGGUGAGUGAGAGUGAGGCCUUUCCUAAGGAGGAGCUGAGCUCCACACAGUAUGAAGAGGACAUGGCAGAGCCUCGUGAGAGGCCCACAAGUGAAUUUGUGCAGCAAGGUGAACAAAGGCUCAAACUUCCGGAUCGUGUGGACUCAGACAAAUUUGAAGAAUUGAAAACAGUGAAGCUUGAGGAGGAAGAAGAACAAGAAGCAGCUGUACUGGAUCUCUCCAUUUCACAUGCUUCAAAUUCCACUUCAGUGUUGCCAGCUUCGAAGCAGAGUGUUACAUCCAGUGUGCAGUCCAGCUCACCUGCCUAUUCUUCAGACUCUGAAUCGCCUGAUCUGUUGGCAAAACGAACUCUUCCUGGGCCAGCCGGGCUGUUCACAGUGCACAGCUACGCCAAGGGGGAUGCCAGCGGCUCCGACAAUGAACAGACUUCAGGGAGGAAAGCCAGUGCCACCUCCAGUGUCAGUGAGCAAGAGCUGACAGAGGUGGGAAAGGAGUACAUGAGCUCCCUGAAGGAGAGUAAGAAGUCCAAGGGUCGUCGCCAGCCGUUGAGCAAACUCCCACGUCAUCACCCACUCCUGGUGAAAGACUGCAUCAGUGAUGAUGAGGCAUCAGAGCAGCUAACUCCUGAAGAAGAGGCUGAGGAGACAGAAGCAUGGGCCAAGCCGCUGAGCCAACUGUGGCAGAAUCGGCCGCCAAACUUUGAGGCUGAAAAAGAAUACAAUCGCACCAUGGCCCAGCAGCCCCCAUACUGUGCUGUUUGUAUGCUCUUCCAGGCAUAUCAGGCAGAAUGUGAAGGCAGCAGUCAAAACUCUGGAGUAACUCCAGCUGCUGCAGAUGGGAAGGUCCGAACUAAACCGCUGAUUCCUGAAAUGUGCUUUACUGCAACUGGCUGCAGCACUGACCUCAAUCUUUCAACUCCCUACCUGGAGGAAGAUGGAACCAGUGUACUCAUCACCUGCAAGAACUGCCAUGUCUGUGUUCAUGCAAGUUGUUAUGGUGUAUCCCCUGACAAGGCCACUGAAGACUGGAUGUGCUCCCGGUGUACAGAAAAUGCAUUAGAAGAGGACUGCUGUUUGUGUUCAUUACGAGGAGGAGCGCUGCAGAGAGCCAAUGAUGACAAGUGGGUUCAUGUGAUGUGUGCUGUGGCUGUACUGGAGGCAAAAUUUGUGAACAUCGCAGAGCGGAGUCCUGUAGAUGUUGGCAAAAUCCCCCUGCAACGUUUCAGACUGAAAUGCAUCUUCUGCAAGAAAAGGAGAAAGAGAAUUGCAGGUUGCUGUGUACAGUGCUCACAUGGUCGGUGUCCCACAUCCUUUCAUGUCAGCUGUGCCCAAGCAGCAGGAGUCAUGAUGCAGCCUGAUGACUGGCCAUUUGUUGUCUUCAUUACCUGCUUCAGGCAUAAGACUCCAUCUCAGGCAGAGCGAGCUAAGGCUGCACUCCAGGAUCUGUCCCCUGGACAGAUAGUCAUCAGCAAGCACAAGAAUGGUCGCUUCUAUCAAUGUGAAGUGGUCAGCCUUGCAAAGGAGACUUUCUAUGAGGUCAACUUUGAUGAUGGCUCCUUCAGUGAUAACCUGUACCCAGAGGACAUUGUGAGUCGAGAUUGUCUUCAGUUAGGUCCCCCUGCUGAAGGAGAAGUCGUGCAGGUGAGGUGGACAGAUGGACAAGUUUAUGGAGCCAAGUUUGUUGCAUCACACGCUAUCCAGAUGUACCAGGUGGAAUUUGAAGAUGGUUCACAGCUGAUGGUGAAAAGGGAUGAUGUAUAUACUCUUGAAGAGGAGCUUCCUAAGAGAGUGAAGUCAAGGCUGUCAAUAGCUUCAGAUAUGCGCUUCACAGAGAUCUUCGAAGAGAAGGAGGUCAGUCAAGAGAGGAAGAGACAGAGAGUGAUCAAUUCACGCUACCGUGAAGAUUAUAUUGAACCUGCCUUGUACCGGGCCAUCAUGGAGUAAACGCUGCCUGUGGCAGAGGAAGAAGAUACCCUCCUCCCCCAAGGAUUUAAACGUUCCAGUACUACAGGCCAUAUUUGGAUGCUUUGAAUCCAGGGUUUCUUCUGGGGUUUUGUUCUUUUAUAUUUUAAGGAAACUAAAAAGCUGAUGCUCUGCAGUAGCUGUAAGGCAGCUGUUGGAUAGUGAAAGAGAUCCCAUUUGCUGAAGCUGAUGCCUGCACACUGCUGGUCUGAAGUUGGGUCCUUACCAAAUAAGCCAGCUUGGGGAUGUUGCUUUCAUCUUGUUGAGCAGUCUUGCUUUUUCUUUAGAGACAAUUUGACAGGUGGCAAACUCUUUGGGGAGUCGUUGCCAGGAAUCCUGGCAGCUGCAGAAUAGUAUGGUUUAUUGUUUUAAUUGAAUAAUAUUCCUGAAUUUAGGAGUUUCCCUGGUGACCACACCUGGACUUGAGCAGGCAGUAUUACUGGUGCUGGAAAUGGAACCUCUUUUAUAUUUAUAUCCUUUUUUUGUCGCAAACAGCUUCAGUCUCUUGUUUCUCAGCAUCUCCUUUCUGAGGUUGAGCUGUAGGCUGUUCAAAUCUGAACAGACAGGAGGUGCUUGUGUGAACAGGUGAAAUGUGAAAUUGAAUCAUGUAGGACAAAUUAUUUAACCUUCCAUUUAAUAUUUUGUUCUGAUAGUGCUUUUGACUUACUUAAUCAUGAGUUUAAUUGUUAAUAGUAUGUGCCUCAGAACCAGUGAAAUCUCUCUGGAGCCUUGUGAAGUGCAGCCUUCUAACAAGAAUAGGUGUUCAGCUCCCAAAGAGUUUCUUUUGAGUUUCUCUAAGGCAAUAUGACUAAAGGGACAGUCCUAACUCUCCCUUCCUGAAAUCCAAGCAUCACAGUGUUGGGGAUGACAGGGCAGCGGUAUCUGAAGCAGUGCUGCUCUGGGGCAGCUCUGUCUAUCGUGUGUCCGCAGGCUUUUGCUUACAGCAGCUAAUAGUGGGCCUGACAGAUGAGGUAUGCACUGAGCUGUGUGUUAUUACUGAAAGGCUGUGCAGUACUCUUCUUAAGCAGGAGUGCUGCCGUGUUGCUGUCUGGCAAAGGUUACCGUAGCAUUUUUAUAGAGUAUUAGGACACAUCUCAGUUGUGGUGGAGAGAAUUUGCUACCCCAGCCAUACGAAGUUGAGUUGAGCUGGGUAGCAGGUGUACCUGGAAGAUGUGCCAACUUGCUCCUAAUAAUGUAAGCAUUAACACACCACAGUAGAAGCAGUGUAAAUACGUGUUCCUUUCCCAUUCUGUAGGAAAGGGAUUUUAGGCUGUGGAGCAGAUUGGCCACCUUCUUUCUGCAUGGAAUGAUGGGGUGAAUUUUCCUACUGGAGAAAAUCAUGAUUGUGUGUUCUCUAGAAACUGUUCAAGAGGAGAAUUUUCUAAUGAAACAGACCUAAUGCAUCCCUGCUUCUAUAGGGACAUGGCAAUGUGUCUGCAAAGUCUGGAUUUGUAACUUUUUUCCUUUUGUUACAUAGGAACGCUAUAAACCAAACCCUUCUGAAACCCCGGUGCAUCAAUUUGUGAUUAGCAAUAAAAUGUAGUAUUGAGUAGUGAUACAACUCUUGAUCAGAAAAGAAAUAAACUGCAACUUUUAUACAGAAAA
Messenger RNA from Catharus ustulatus (Swainson's thrush), 4910 nucleotides. RefSeq names its product lysine demethylase 4A (gene KDM4A). NCBI's taxonomy places the organism in Eukaryota, Metazoa, Chordata, Aves, Passeriformes, Turdidae. Gene Ontology annotation, biological process: chromatin remodeling. Bases 123 to 3287 code for a protein of 1054 amino acids. The record is from RefSeq and is a predicted model, not a curated record. Gene Ontology annotation, cellular component: nucleus. The transcript is spliced from 22 exons. Gene Ontology annotation, molecular function: histone H3K9 demethylase activity; histone H3K36 demethylase activity.